UUGAAGUGAAGUUUGGUGAAUUUGUCACUGAAUAAAAAAUCGAUUUUAUUUUUGGCCAAAACGGUGCAGCCCUAAUUCAGCAGAACAUGUUUGACAUUUUCGACUCUGAGACAUUAACUGUUCAGCCCACAUCUCUACUCAGCAGACAGACCAAGAAGAGUCCUGUUUCUGUGACGGAGCAGCCCACCUGCUGUGCUGUGUGUCAGGAGGUUCUGAAGGAUCCGGUCUCCGCCAGCUGUGGACACUGGUUCUGCAGACAGUGCAUCACGUCUGGUUCAUCCAGAGACCCCUCCUGUCCCCUCUGUGGAAAAAGAACCAGAACCAGGACUGAACAAAGUAAGACUGAACACCCGUCUGCUCCGAUGAUCGGGUCUGAAGCACGAGUGUGUUCAAAUGUUUGUGUAUUUUGUUGAGCAGCAUGGACAACAACACUUUUCAUAAACUUUAAGCAGACUCUUCAACUCUCUGUUUCAGAAGAUCUUGGUCCACAGGAGGUUUUAGAUGAACAUAAGAUCAGUCUGAAGAGGAGAUGUGAACGUGUGAAUGAAGGAAGUGAUGAAACAGGAAGUAGUCAAACCCUCCUCAACAGGAUCUUCACUGAGCUCUACAUCACAGAGGGACUGAGUGAAGAGGUGAACUCCCAACAUGAGGUGAGACAGCUGGAGACCACUUCAAAGAUGAAGACCCUCCAUGACACACCCAUCAAGUGUCAUGAGAUCUUUAGAGUCUUACCUGACCAACAGAAGAAGCUCAUCAGAGUGGUUCUGACCAACGGCGUGGCUGGUGUUGGAAAAACCUUCUCAGUGCAGAAGUUCACUCUGGACUGGGCAGAGGGUUUGGAGAACCAAGACCUCCAUCUGGUGGUCCUGCUUUCAUUCAGGGAGCUGAACCUGAUCAGAGAACAGCGCGUCAGUCUUCUGAGUCUGCUCCAUGUUUUCCAUCCAACACUAGAGAAGGUCACAGCAGAGACGCUGGCUGUCUGUAAACUUCUGUUCAUCUUUGACGGUCUGGAUGAAAGCAGACUGUCUCUGGAUUUCACAGACUCUGAGGUUGUGUCUGACGUCACACAGAAGUCUUCACUCAACGUUCUGCUAACAAACCUCAUCAAGGGGAACCUGCUCCCCUCAGCUCUCAUCUGGAUAACUUCUCGACCUGCAGCAGCCAAUCAGAUCCCUCCUUCAUGUGUGGACAGGAUAACAGAAGUACGAGGCUUCACUGACGACCAGAAGGAGGUGUACUUCAGGAAGAGGUUCAGAGAUGAAGAUCUGUCCAGAAGAAUCAUCUCACACAUCAAGUCCUCCAGGAGCCUCCACAUCAUGUGUCAGAUCCCGGUCUUCUGCUGGAUCACUGCGACAGUUCUGGAGGACAUGAUGAGCAGAGAGCAGAGAGGAGAGCUGCCCAAGACCCUGACUGACAUGUACUCACACUUCCUGCUGGUCCAGACUAAGAGGAAGAAGCAGAAGUAUGAAGGAGGACAUGAGACAAGUCCUCAGGAGCUGAUGGAUGCUGACAGGGAAAUUCUUCUGAAGCUGGGGAGGCUGGCCUUUGAACAUCUGGAGAAAGGAGACAUCAUGUUCUACCAAGAAGACCUGGAGCGGUGUGGUCUAGAUGUCUCAGAGGCCUCGGUGUUCUCAGGAGUUUGUACAGAGAUCUUCAGAAGAGAGAGUGUGAUCUUCCAGAAAACUGUUUACUGUUUCGUUCAUCUGAGCGUUCAGGAGUUUCUGGCUGCAGUCUACAUGAUCCACAGUUUCACAAACAGGAACACAGAAGUUCUGGUGGCUUUUUUGGGGGCAAAACAUCCAGAUUUAACCCUGGAUGACCUCCUACGUGAAGCAAUGCUUAAAUCCCUGAGAAGUAAAAACGGUCACCUGGACCUGUUUGUUCGCUUCCUUCAUGGACUCUCUCUGGAGUCCAACCAGAGACUUUUAGGAGGUCUGCUGGGUCACACAGACAACAGCCCAGAAACUAUCCAAAAGAUCAUUGAAAACCUAAAGGAGAACCAAACCAGAACCUCUCCUGACAGAAGCAUCAACAUCUUCCACUGUCUGAUGGAGAUGAACGAUCUGUCUGUUCAUAAGGAGAUCCAAGAGUUCCUGAAAUCAGAGAACAGAUCAGAGAGGCUCUCAGAGAUCCACUGCUCUGCUCUGUCCUACGUGCUGCAGAUGUCUGAGGAGGUUCUGGAUGAGUUGGACCUGACGAAGUACAACACAACAAAGGAGGGGCGACUGAGACUGGUCCCAGCUGUGAGGAACUGCAGGAAGGCUAAGUAAGUCUAAAUGUGAUGGUUACUUUAUCAAAGUUUGGUGGUCACAAUAACGACAUCUUUAAACGAUCCGAUCUUCAAGUGUCCUCUUUGAAACUGGCUUUUUAACGAACAUGUCACCUCACAGAUUUUCUGGCUGUGGACUCUCAGAGAUUCACUUUAAAGUCGUGGCUUCAGCUCUGACAUCCAACCCCUGCCAUCUGAGAGACCUGAACCUGAGCUUCAACGAGCUGCAGGAUUCAGGUGUGAAGCUGCUGUCUACUGGACUGGCGGGUCCGAACUGCAAACUGGAGAUUCUGAGGUUGGAUCAGUGACUGUUGCUGAUGAAUGCAUAAUGUGACCAAACCAUACGUUUCAUUUUUAUUCUAACAGGAUUGUUUAUUGUGUAUAUUUCUCAUCCAUAUCUUUGGCUGGUGUUGCACAUUUUAGGUUCAGCUGUGCUUCACAUUCACCUGUAUUCAUGUGAAGUCACGAACAUCAGGAAAUUCAAAUACUGAAAUUACUGCUGCAACACUCAGAGGGACUUCAUUGUUUUCAUUCCAGAUUGAGUGGCUGCAGAUUGACGGAGAUCAGCUGUGACUCUCUGGCCUCAGCCCUUAAGUCCAACCCCUCCCACCUGAGAGAGCUACGCCUGAAUGAAAACAAGCUGCAGGAUUCUGGGGUGAGGCUGCUCUGUGAUUUUCUGGGGAGUCCAAGCUGCAGGCUGGAGAUUCUGUGGUCAGAGACUUCUCUUUGUCAGAAAAAAAAUCUUACGUUCAAACCCACAACUAUCUGAUAACAAGGAAUUCAGCCCAACCUCUACUGUCCGCCCAAGUCAAGUACAGAUUGUGAGGUCAGGACCUGCACUGACCUUCUCCUGCAGGUCUUGAGGAUAUGUAACAUCCUGAAGACGCAGUAUCAUCAGACCCAGGAAAAAACACAGCACAGAAGGUCAUACUUAAAACCAGGACUCCUGAACAGUUAUCAAGUGACAAAGAAUUAGACGUAAUGACCGGAAACAUUUCAGGAGCCCCUCAGAACCUCAAACUUAUGAACUUGAUAAAUAUGAACAAUACAAAACAAAUAAAAGGACAGUAAGACAACACCGUGUGAUUGAUUCUGUUUUCAGGUUGUGGCGCUGCAAACUGUCAGAGGUCAGCUGUUCUUCUCUGGCCUCAGCUCUGAGGUCCAACCCCUCCCAUCUAAGAGAGCUGGAGCUGAAGAACAACAACCUGCAGGACAAAGAUGUGAAGCAGCUGUUGGAUCUAAAGGAGAGUCCAAACUACAGACUGGAGUUUCUGGGGUCAGUAUCUCAGUUGUUUACUAAGUCCUGUGAUGACAGGGACCGAUGUCAAUGUUGAAGCACAAAGGAUGUCUCUCUCUCUCUGAGCCUGGAAACUGUCACCAUCUGAAAUUUCCCUGUAAAUUAUGGUCUAAAUGUGCAAACUUGGACGCCAAUAUUAUUGAUUUGUGAUUUCUGUGAUCUGUUUUUCUCAUUAGCUGGCGUUCGUGAUCUCUGCUGGUGUGAGCGAUCAGAGAGAGGAAAGAGGAUCAGCUAAGUCCUGAUGGUCCAGAGAGGCUGACUGUGGAGAAGAUCGGACUGGGCCGUGGAUGGUUCACACUCUGAGGUCAGAGCGUCAGAGUCCGAUCUUUGAGUACCAUCAGUAUUUGCUUGACACAAACUCUGCAGACACUGAGACAGCUCCACACUAAACCACCUCCACCUGGGAUGACUCAGCUCUGAAUGCUGUCAGAAAACAGCACCCACCCUGCAGGCGUCAGGUCAAACAUCUGAAACAUUGACUUCCUACAACGUGAUUCAGUCGGAGGUUUCAAAUACAAUGUACAAAAACACUCCAUGUUCACUGAGAUGUGAGACCCCUGUCUCUGUAAACUCUGUCUGAGACGGAUUUUUAACAAGUGCUUCAUAAAAAAAUUAAAAAAUUAAACCAAAAUGUUCCACAGACUUUUUUUUCACAACUGCAAAUAUUUCAGGUGGAGAGUCGACGUUUGUACGGUCCUAAACAAAAGUUCAGACGAUCCAUCCAUCCAUCUCUUAUUCUCUCUAUCUCUCUCCGUUUCCUGACUGCUCUGUCUGACUCUCUUACACGCCUUUUUGAUUUUCUGCACAUACCACUAUCAGCCACCAGGAGGUGCUGUGACACAGCUCUGGAUGUUUUGAGGUUCUGAGGCUCUGACUGAGGACCUCUCAGCAUUUCACUCCCAGUCCUGACUCCACAGUCCGCUGUUUCAAGGUCACUUAAACUUACUUUUCACCUCGGCCUGAACUUCAGGAAACCAGAAGGUGAAAAUCUCUGCAGUUUUGCAAAGCCAGCAACUUUCCUCUCUGCGUUUUAGUCCGUUAAUGUUCAUGUGAGCCGAGCCGCUGCCCUAAACGAGCAACCUCAGGUAAUUGGCUGCGUCUAACGAGGAGUCUGUGAUAAGUGUCCGGCUGUACCACGGCGGCUCAGAUGAGCGGAUGAUGUUAACGAGAAGUCCGCUCUGUGAUCGAGAGCCGGAAAGCUGCAGAGACGAGCUCGCCGAGCAGCAGAUGGUUUAAUUGGCAAUUAGAGGACAAAAAGUGCUCUGCUGAGAAGGUCUGAAUAUUCAGAGAGGCGUCAGCAGCAGCUCAGACUGCAGCUCCUGGUUUUUAAAGAAGAUGACGUGAUUUCUGCUCAAGUCUCUCUGCUGCCCUGUGUCUCCUCAGGAUCAGGACUCAGACGGGCUUUUCUGUAAAUUUCUGCAGAGUGCUUCGAUUGGCUGGAAGUGAUUCUGUCCACCAACUUCUUGAGAGAUCAGAGGGCGUUAAGAAGAGAGUGAAAAGUGAAGAAACUGCAGAAUGUCUUCUGGAGACAGAUCUGAACAGAUCUUGGGGUGCCCUCUUUAUUUGUUUCUGCCCCUGCCCCUCAAACAGCCAGAGUACAGCUCUGCUUCUGUCCACCAUGAAGCCAAUAACUGCGUCUGCUGUUGAACCUUUGACCUCCUCCUCUGUUUUCACUUUGCUUUCUGGUCCUCUCUCUCUUUUUCAGCCCAUCAGCUCCGGAGUUUAAAUAUCCGAUUCUCCUUGUUCUCCAGCGUCUGUAUUCCUGUCUGCUCUCUGUCUUUGCCCUCACCGCCUGCUGCAGUCAGAGAGAAGAUUGCCAACAUUAAUCCAACAGCAGAGCGGCUGACAGCGAGGCUCUCUGCGGCCUGACGGCCGAUCACACAGCCACAGAUCAGUCUCGCCCACGCACUGAAGUUUUUAUUAUUCCAGAGUUUGAACAGAUUUAUCUGCAGUUCCUGUCUCCACUCAGACAGACAAAAUUAACUUUUCCACUGUAACUCUGCUGAAGGAGGAAAAGGGAAAAAAAUCAGCCUCUCCAAAAGUUCGAGCAGCUCGUCUUCGUCUUUUCUCAAACUGUUGACUUCGUGUUUACAGCUCAAACUCUGUCUGCAAAGAUUUCACUCUGAACAUGAUACACUCAAGUUUUAUUAGUAUUAUUAUAACUAUAAUGAUUAUUAUAAAAAAAUACUAACCUCUCAGCAUUAUUCCACAUCUUCAACAUUUUUAAUCCCAUUUGUACUUUUCAAACUAUUAAAAUCUGUUUUUAAACUUUGUUAUAAUGGGAGUCAAUGGGAAAAGGCUUUCAGACGUAGUCAACUUCAACCUCUUCUCACUCAUUCAUACUUUCACCUAGAAACUUCAUUCAAACUUUAAAACAUUCACCCACAUUCAGACAUUCACUCAUUCAUUCACCAUCUUCAUGUCAUUCAUACUUUUCUCACAGUGACAGUUCAAACAGUCACAGGAUUCUCUGACCUCCUCAGGUUUUAACAUUAGUGUGUAUUGCACGGAAUGUUGGCAGCUAGAGUGGGUGACCUCACAGCUAGAGUGAGAGGGGCUGAAAAUUGAUCCUCAAAACUUUGUCUUUACAAAAGGAUUGUGACAACUCACUUCACUCUACACAGAUAAUAUUUGGUACAGUGAUGGCAAAACUCGCUGUCACUCUUCAUCUCAAAAAUCAAAGCCAUAGGACACACACAGUGGCCUGGGCAGACACCAACUGCCAAAGAUAUCACCAACAUUUCUCCAGCUUUCUCCAUUGACUCCAAUAGAAACCUGAAAGGAGGAUUUUCAGAGGAAACACAAACUGGACAUGUUUUUAACUUGUCCUUGUUAAGAUAUUUUUGGCUCCACAAACACAGAAGUUGUAUCAACGUGUUCAGCAGAGUCUUGUGGUUCUCACAAGCUCUUUAUCAUGAAGAUAGCAGUUAAAGACAAAGAGCAUAAGGGCGUAGUUUGAGCAUUGCUUUCUCAGCUUCAAGCCCCCUUUCUCCUGCUGUAGUGAUGCAUCUUCUGUCACCAUGGUUACCAAUUAGAGCACCUGGAGACACACAGCUGACUGGAAAGCUGCUUCUAACAUCAUCAUUCAUAUUCAUAUCAAACUAAAGGGGGUCUAAAAUGGGGCCCUGCGGCACACCUUCAUGCUGGAGGAGUACGACGAUUUUUCUAAAACUGGACUGUGAUGUUGAUAAAAUUUCAUCUCUAUCUUUGGUCUCAUCCUACACAGAGCUGCUGCUCUCUGAAGGGUGUCUUUCUGCCCUCUAGUGGCCGCAAAUAUCAACUGAGAGCUGCAGUGGUUCCAACAUUAACUCUGAUAACUGUUCUUCUGCAGAAACAUCAAACACCCAAAGACAGACUCUGACCCUCACAGCAGCAGCAGCAGCAGCAGCAGA
Messenger RNA from Xyrichtys novacula (pearly razorfish), 6958 nucleotides. Lineage: Eukaryota; Metazoa; Chordata; Actinopteri; Labriformes; Labridae. The record is from the annotation of a GenBank genome assembly.